GAAAACACUUUUGCCGGGGGACUGUUGGAGGCUAUUUUCUGGCUGGACGAUCCAUGACUUGGGUGCCUAUUGGAGCAUCCCUGAUGUCGACUGAUGUGGGCAGUGGUUCGUUCAUAGGCCUGGCGGGCAAUGCAGCGGCCGGGGGCAUUGCUGUCGCGGGCUUUGAGUGGAAUGCCAUCUGGCCACUGCUGGCUCUGGGCUGGAUCUUCGUGCCUGUUUACAUCACAGCAGGAGUUGUCACCAUGCCUGAGUACCUGCAGAAGAGGUUUGGCGGGGAGAGGAUCCAAAUCUACCUGUCUGUGCUGUCCCUGAUUAUCUACAUAUUCUCCAAGAUAUCCGUGGAUAUAUUUGCUGGAGCAUUGUUCAUCCAAACCUCUUUGGGAUGGAACAUCUACUUGUCCACCGUGCUCUUGCUAACAGUGACUGCUAUCUACACUAUAAUUGGGGGGUUGACUGCUGUGAUUUACACAGACCUGCUGCAGACCGUGAUCAUGGUGCUGGGAGCUUUCAUCCUCAUGUUCAUAGGGUUUGAAAAAGUUGGCUGGUAUGAAGGACUUCAGGAGAAAUACUUCACAGCAAUACCAAAGAUAACGGUUCCAAACACAAACUGUCACCUCCCACGUGAAGAUGCCUUUCAUUUGUUCAGGGAUCCCAUCACAGGAGACCUUCCCUGGCCUGCCCUUAUGUUUGGUCUCACUGUGGUGGCUCUUUGGUUCUGGUGCACUGACCAGGUGACGGUCCAGAGGUCUCUCUCUGCCAAGAACCUCUCCCAUGCCAAAGGUGGAUCACUGCUGGCAGGAUACCUGAAAAUCCUUCCUGCGUUUUUCAUUGUCAUGCCAGGAAUGAUCAGCAGAGUUCUUUACCCAGAUGAAGUGGCCUGCGUGGACCCAGACGUCUGCACAAAGGUCUGUGGAGCUGCUGUGGGUUGUUCCAACGUUGCCUACCCCAAGCUGGUGAUGGAACUCAUGCCUGAUGGGCUCCGGGGUUUGAUGAUUGCAGUGAUGAUGGCAGCCCUGAUGAGUUCCCUCACCUCCGUUUUCAACAGCAGCAGCACCCUCUUCGUUAUCGACAUCUGGCAGCGCAUCCGCAGGAAGGCCUCCGAGCAGGAGCUGAUGAUUGUGGGCAGAGUCUUCACCCUCAUCCUUGUGGUCAUCAGCAUUCUCUGGAUCCCAAUCAUUCAGUCAGCCAACAAUGGAAAGCUCUUUGACUACAUUCAGUCCAUAGUCAGCUAUCUGUCCCCACCAAUUGCAGCCCUCUUCCUCUUGGCAAUCUUCUGGAAGAGGAUUAAUGAGCCUGGUGCUUUCUGGGGUCUCAUUGUUGGCCUUGCUGUUGGUCUGGUUCGGAUGAUCAUGGAGUUUAUUUAUACUGCCCCGUCUUGUGGGGAGGAGGACAGGAGACCAGCGGUGCUAAAGAACGUGCACUACCUCUACUUCGCCCUCAUCCUCUCUGCCAUCACUACCAUUGUCAUUGUCAUCAUCAGCCUCUGCACCCCACCCAUCCCUGAAGAAAAGCUGGACAGCCUCACGUGGUGGACCAGGCACAGAAAACCACCUGCCAUAAACCUGAAAAACGACGGGAGUGAAGCAGCAGAGACCUCAGAACACAGAGAGAAGGAGCUGGUGGAAACUGCAGCUCCAGGAGAUGAGGAGGAGCCAGCAGCCGAACGUCCCUGCUGGAAGGUGGUGUGUAUGUGGCUGUGCGGUCUGUCCUCCGGCCCCACGCCCGCCCUGUCCCCGGAGGAGAAAGCUGUCCUGGAGCAGAGACUCACCAGCAUCGAGGAAAAGCCCCUGUGGAAGACUGUGUGUGACAUUAAUGCCAUUCUCCUGCUGGCUGUCAGUGUUUUCCUGUGGGCAUAUUUUGGCUGAGCUGGCUCAGGCUUUGGUUGCUCUCCCCUUCCUGUCCCAGCUGGGAGCAUCAGGCAGCACAGCCCUUCCCUGCAGGCAGCGCUUGCUGGGAAUGACUGUGGGGCUCAGUUUCUCCCUGGGGGGUACCAGAACUCAGCACUGGUCACAUCUGGGAUGCAGGGGAUGUGUGGGAUAGCAUGUGGGGCAAGUCAGCAGCUUUGGGGUCAAGUUUAAGGGUGCAGAGCUGAGCCCAGCAAGGAGCAAAGGCUUUGGAAAGCCCAGCCGUGGCAAGGCUGGGGCCUCUCUCAGGGCUGACUUUGCUCUGCUGUGCUUAGGGGAAGGAGUUCUGGUUUACAGUGUGUGGGGAAGGAGACUUAAACACUAGCUGUGCUUUUUUAUAUGGCCAAAUUUCAGAUAGGAUCAGUUGGGGAGCACUGGAUUAACACAGCAUGACAACCCUGGCUCCCACAGCCUCCCCACAACCUGUGGGGGACCCCU
Molecule: messenger RNA, 2342 nt
Organism: Cyanistes caeruleus (blue tit)
Lineage: Eukaryota; Metazoa; Chordata; Aves; Passeriformes; Paridae
Gene: SLC5A9
Product: solute carrier family 5 member 9
Biological process (GO): transmembrane transport
Cellular component (GO): plasma membrane
Molecular function (GO): D-glucose:sodium symporter activity
Source: RefSeq, a predicted model, not a curated record